Molecule: messenger RNA, 1921 nt
Organism: Ilyonectria robusta
Lineage: Eukaryota; Fungi; Ascomycota; Sordariomycetes; Hypocreales; Nectriaceae
Exons: 1
Coding region: 90-1775 (561 amino acids)
Biological process (GO): regulation of DNA-templated transcription; DNA-templated transcription; response to xenobiotic stimulus
Molecular function (GO): zinc ion binding; DNA binding; DNA-binding transcription factor activity, RNA polymerase II-specific
Source: RefSeq, a predicted model, not a curated record
UGAGAAGAGAACCACUGCUGAGCCCCCGAUCGAACCAGCUGCUGAUUGGUCGAAGAUACCUUGAUUCGCGGUUCUCUUACACGGACCUAAUGUCCAGGGUCCAGGGUCGCAAGCGGUCAAGGCUUGCAUGCAAGACAUGUCGAGAGCUCAAGCGCAAGUGCGACGGCGCUGAGCCGUGCGGGACAUGCGUGCGCUUCGAAUAUGACUGUACCUAUCGAGGAACCAUUGGAAAGAAGAGAAAGGCGAGGGAUAACUUCACGCGGGAUCGGGAGCCCGAAAGUUCGCCGUCAACGUCGCCAAGGACACAGCCUUCGGCCAGGGAUACCACACCGGCGGCGGUGACUACACACCGUCAAAUUCGCUCCUUAGAGGCAAAUUCUGGACCAGCUUUCCUCAGAAGGUUGGCGCUGAGGUUGAACCCAAAAGAUGCUCCUCGACUUCAUACCUUCGCAUGGAACGCCUUCCUCGGAGCACGCAGAACCGGGUUUGCGCCCGUGUCCCAGCCCCUCACAGAGAUGUUGUCUGAAACCGACAUGCGCAAUCUAGUCGCAGUUUACUUUACCAAGAUUGAUCCAAUUUACGGCUUUAUCAACCGGCAAGAGAUCGAUGAGCAAAUUGAGUGCAGAUGGGCGGGCCAGAGUUCCAAUGAGAUGCACGACGCAAUUCUAUGCGGUAUAGCAGCUCUUGGGUGCCUCUACUCUCAGGUACAGCCGAUGGCUGUUGAGCUUAAUUUGAUCGAAUCCGCAAGACACAUGCUAGAGCAGAAACUAUCCGAGAUUCCAUCUACGGCCAGCGUCACAGCAUGGGUACUUCGGGUCAUGUACUUGAGAUUUGCCGAGACCCACCAUACGGCGUGGAUGGCAAGCUGUAUACUCAUGCAUAUGGUCGAAGCAGCCGGUCUGCAUUGUGAGCCGUCAGCUGGGUCUGUUCUCCCGUCACCACAGGAGGAGGUGGACGCGGAACUCCGAAGACGACUGGUAGCUAUAUCGCAGCAUCUCAACAUCUGGUCGUCUUUCGACAUGGGGCGCUCAAGGGUUACGCUAUGCAAUGCUACAGCAAUAAUGCCAUCUGAAAGACCUGGCGAUUACACGGCCGAGUUGAUGGGACUUCUUCCAUACUCCGCCAUGCUCGAUCCCGAAAAGGCACCUGAUGCAUACGAACUAGAAACUACCCUUACUGCAGUGAUCGAACGUGUUCACUCAAUCCCACCGUCGGUGCUUGGGCAAGUAAACUUGGCUCUUUGCUUAUGCCGUCGGCUGCAGGCAAUGGACAAGUCAUUCACUGGGACGGUCCUCGAACAGGUACUCACACUCGCUUCGAAAGGGAUCCAGGCCGCUCAAGCAAUCCUGGAUGAUAGGGCUCCUUGGCAUCACAUGGCAAAUGUACCCUUUCAGAUCGUCUGCCAGUUGCUUGCAAUAGACAACAACGCGUCUGUAUCUCGACUUAGAGAUGCAAUGCAAUGUCUCAGCAAUGUGGCUCAAGUCUACAAUACGGAUGCAGCCCGAGAGGCGUUGAAAACAGCUUCUUUGCUGAUACUGUUGCAUAAAAAGUGGAAGGAAAAGUGUGCUUCUAAUCUUGGUGACAUUCUAGAGCAGUUUCCAAUUGUUCAGUCUCAAGAUGCUGAAGAUGUGCCUGAAGCCGAGCAGCCGGACAACAUCAUGUGGUUGAAUAGCUUGGCGGAGGAUUUAUCCACGCUCCCAUUUUUUGAUAUCAACGAGCUUUUCGUUCCGGAAUUUUUCAGGGAUGAUCACAGCCAGACCCAAAAGUUAGGUUAAUGAGUUUAGGGUCAACUCUUCAAAAGACAAUCAGCCAACUCACUAGUUUUGGGUCAGCUCAGAAAAGAAACCUUCAUGUCUCGUAUUCUACUCUGAUUUAAUGCAAACAUCGACGUGGACCGAAAACUGAUUAUACGUAAGGAGGC